AUGGUCAUCUUAUUCAAUCCCUGCCGAUCUGCACCUUUGUCGGUGAUAUACCGCCUACACUAUGGGGAACUUCUUCAGAGGUUCUGCAGGCCAAUUUUCAGCCCUUUAUGCAGGGCUCUCAAUCUACACUCUCCAUCCGAUGGCACAAUGCAGCUAUACAAUGUCUUCGCCUUCGCCAUUGUUCGUGACCAAUUGGUCGCUAAUACAGUGCUAGUAAUUCUAGCUACUCUUAUGGUGAUUUUACGUGGUGUUUCACGGAAGAUCCGGCAAAGUGCAAUUGGGUGGGACGAUGCGUGCUGUCUCGUCGGGUUGCUGCACACAUACGGCAUGUUGGCGAUGCAAUAUCACUAUGCGCGGGUAGGAAUGCGAAACCAUGUCACGGAAAUCGAUCCAGACAACACGGUAUUGAUUGCCAAGAUGCUAAUCAUCUACCAAAUUGUCUAUUACAACGCCAUGGUCUUUGCGAAAUUCUCAUAUCUUUUCUUCUACUUGCGAAUCUUCGUGAGCCAGGAAUUUCGCAUUCUCACAUGGGUCUGUAUGGGCUGCGCAGGGGCAUACUGGACCGGCAGUGUUCUUCAAGUUUUCCUCAUAUGCACACCUUUCAAAAAGAACUGGAAUCCAUUACUUCCGGGUCAUUGUGCAAGCCAAAACGUGGCCUUCUCGACAAUUGGCGCAUUCAACCUUGUCACGGAUGUCAUGAUCAUGGCUCUGCCCAUGCGGUUCAUCUGGAAAUUGCAGAUGUCCACCGGAACAAAAGUGGCUUUAUAUGGUAUCUUCGGUCUGGGAAUUUUCAUCUCCUCCAUCACAAUCAUCCGCAUCCGUGUUCUUACAACUGUUGAUUUCAACGACCUUCCCUACUCCAUGAUUUGGGCCGCUUUCUGGAGUGUCACCGAGCCUGCCCUGGCCAUUGCAAAUGCUUGCGCACCUAUGCUUCGACCUAUCCUCAAAGCCGCCUUUCCUGCUCUCUUUGCUAGCGCGAAGGCUGGCUAUACCACUCAACCGGCAAGUGGGCCGAUUCUGAGUAAGAACGGCUCAUCGAAGAAAACCUUUGGCAUGGACGAGAUGGACAGUGAAUUUCCCCUCACGAGAUUGGACCAGGAGCCUGGGUUCGCUGAUACAAGGUCAAUGAAUGACCGUUCAGACAACGGAGCACCUAGCAUGGGCCCCUCAAGGGCCAUGGGGUCCUCUGGGCACAGUUUUUGA
This is a messenger RNA of Penicillium olsonii, 1203 nucleotides long. The record is from the annotation of a GenBank genome assembly. NCBI's taxonomy places the organism in Eukaryota, Fungi, Ascomycota, Eurotiomycetes, Eurotiales, Aspergillaceae.